Molecule: messenger RNA, 339 nt
Organism: Danio aesculapii
Lineage: Eukaryota; Metazoa; Chordata; Actinopteri; Cypriniformes; Danionidae
Product: histone H4
Exons: 1
Coding region: 22-333 (103 amino acids)
Biological process (GO): nucleosome assembly
Cellular component (GO): nucleosome
Molecular function (GO): DNA binding; protein heterodimerization activity; structural constituent of chromatin
Source: RefSeq, a predicted model, not a curated record
AAGUCAGGAUCUGAAGCUGUCAUGUCUGGAAGAGGCAAAGGUGGUAAAGGACUCGGUAAGGGAGGCGCUAAGCGUCACCGUAAAGUUCUGCGUGAUAACAUUCAGGGUAUAACUAAGCCCGCUAUUCGCCGUCUUGCCCGCCGUGGCGGUGUGAAGCGUAUCUCCGGCCUGAUUUACGAGGAGACUCGCGGAGUUUUGAAGGUGUUUCUGGAAAACGUCAUCCGUGAUGCUGUCACUUACACCGAGCAUGCCAAGAGAAAGACCGUGACCGCCAUGGAUGUUGUGUACGCGCUGAAGAGGCAGGGACGUACCCUGUACGGCUUCGGCGGUUAAACAUUU